AUGGAAGUUUCCAUUCAUCUUACAGACGUCGAUUUCUCCUCGCGUUGUGCACUGCAAGACUGCUACGUUAUUCCUGCCCCCUGCCACAAAACGGUGUCGAUUGACAAAGCUGCGGUUGCGGUUGAUGGGGGUGAAGUUGAUACUCAUGUGGAUACUGGGACGUUGCCGGAAGGACUACUGGUGUCUCCCUAUUUGCUGCAUCCGAACAAAUCAAAUUGCAGCCCCCGUCCACUUGCAUUACUUUGGCGCUGCGGGGCAUGUGGAAAGGAGCAGUCUGUCGCAAGGGAGGCGAUGUCCCUGUUUACCCAGAGGAGCAGUAAGAAGGGUGCGUCACGAGGUAUUUCUUCACGUCGGAGUGAGCCUGCGGUGUGCCCAGACUGCUAUGCCUGCCCGCGGUGUAACGCUUCUGCCUUGUCCAUCUCCAUGUCGCGUGAAGUACUCUAUGUGGCGUGCUGCUCGUACUGUCACUGGCGACACGGUGUUGCUUGUAAGGAUUUUGAUGGACUUCUUGCCUCCCUGUCGGCUGCGACGGCAUCGAAGAUGAUGUUGUCCUACAACCGUGCAGUUGGUGAGUGGCGUCGCUCGUGUGAUGAGAAGCUAAAACGCAGAGAAGAGAUGUUGUUGAGUUUAUCUCGUGUGGCCAACGCGGAGUACAAAAAAGGAACGAUAGGGAAUGGGGGUGGAGCCCCGCAACACUCGGCGGUUGUGCUGGAGGAGCUUCGUAGUGCCAUUUAUGGGCGAACUUUGAAGAACAGGGAUAAUUCACCUGAAUGGAUCCCCUUCUCUGCGCCGGGGGAGAUGGGGGCCGCAACGCCGUGUGAAACGCCUACAGCGUCCCCUGAAGAGGGAGACAAGAAGGGGGUUGUGUUGUUUCCGGAUAACGCCGAUGCCUUGACACGGACAACGCAGAUGGAGCAGCAUGGAUUUUUCUUUCCGAGUAGCCAUCCAUUUUGGGGCAAGCAAAGCGAGAGUGCCGCGACAGCUCCAUUUCUUCUUAUGCAAAACAUUCGUUUACCCCUAACUGCCAUGGUGAUUCCUCCUGCCCAGGAUGGCGUGAAGACGAAUGCGACAGCGUACCAGAGGGAUUCCUCAUUUCUCUUUGUAGUAAAUGGCGUGCGACGGGAUCCCUCAUUUGAGCAGAUUGUGCAGGUGCUUCAAGCACGCGGUAGUAGUGAAAGUCGGCGCUGUCAGUUAGUUACCGUAAAGCUGGCUGCUGCUUUUUGCCUUCCUCUUCUUCAGCAGCAAAGCCGCCACCCGGCGUCAGACGAAUCGCGGAGGUGGUUUACGUGGCGGAAUUUCGGCGAUGAUGUACUCUGCAUUCGCCGCUUCACAAUGGAGAAGCAGGUAGGCGGUGUGUUUGACGCCUCGCUUGUAAUUUCGGCGGGCGCUGAUGCGAGUGAAUGGGUGAGCCUUGCUCCACGUUCCGGCAAUCGCGCCUCCGUAGGGGAGACGUUUUGCAUCACCCUCCAGCGUACUGCAGGAGCAAGUGCCAUGGUUGGUUUUGUUGUGGAGGUGCAGACGAUGCUGCCGGCUUGGCCUGGCGAGGGGGCGGAGGAAACGCCGGGCGCUGGUGCACCAUCCCUAGUGGGAGAGACGGAGGGAACCACCAAAAGGUGUCCUCAUGUUGUGAGGUACGGUCUGACAGUCACAUGGUGA
Molecule: messenger RNA, 1656 nt
Organism: Trypanosoma cruzi
Lineage: Eukaryota; Euglenozoa; Kinetoplastea; Trypanosomatida; Trypanosomatidae
Exons: 1
Coding region: 1-1656 (551 amino acids)
Source: RefSeq, a predicted model, not a curated record